Nematolebias whitei (Rio pearlfish) is the source of this 1363-nucleotide messenger RNA. It is a transcript of the gene nudt8, whose product is annotated as nudix (nucleoside diphosphate linked moiety X)-type motif 8. The record is from RefSeq and is a predicted model, not a curated record. The transcript is spliced from 5 exons. Bases 72 to 1277 code for a protein of 401 amino acids. Gene Ontology annotation, molecular function: coenzyme A diphosphatase activity. Lineage: Eukaryota; Metazoa; Chordata; Actinopteri; Cyprinodontiformes; Rivulidae.
GGACCGAGGUGCAGCCAGUCAGGGAGCACAGUCGCUGGCUAGCUGUCGCUAACACGGUAUUUCUGUCAAGCAUGUUUAGGAGCCCACAACUCCUGGUUUGGACUUACCCCAUGAGACAGUUGCUGCUGUUCAGAGAAUCUCACUUUUCGGCCUUUUCUGAGCACAUGGGUUUUGGAUGGCUGCGAACAAGAUGCGUGAAAGAGAGGACGCAUGAAGCAAAAUGUGGGAAAAGCACAAUUAAGGGUGGACUGUUGUUAUCCUCAAGGACUUCAACGCGUAAGCUAAGAGAGAUUUUACCUGAAAAUCUUCUUUCCAAAGGCACGGUAAGCUUCCGUGAGCACCACCCUCAAGUCUGUGCAAAAACCCAACAAUCGUCUUCUCUCGUCAGCACUUUCUGGAACGGUUUAUUCAACCGGACUUUUCUUCAGCGCCGGAGAAGGCCUUGGGGUCUCAGUCAGACUUCUCUCGGCUGCACCAGCAAUAAUCAGCGUAACUUCCUUCAUCACGUACCAAACUCUUUUAGGUCGUUCAGUUCGUCGACACAGAGGCCGUGGAUUUUAAAGCCGCUUCGCUGUCAACAGUCCCCCGGUCACUCUUUUCGUCUGAUCCAGACUGUCCGUCAGACUGUCCCUCAUGUGGCGGACACCUGGAGAGGCUGCCUGUCCCUCCAAAAUGAAACUCGAUGUCGGCAGGAACUGGUGCCCAACUGGAAACUCUACGACAUGGACAAACUGACAAAAGGGGCGAGUCAGACGCAAGGCGCAAACCAGGGGAGGUGGGCGGCCAUCUUGGUGUCUCUGUGCUCUGUUGAAGGGGAACCUGCUUUUCUUUUUACUCUGCGCUCCAGCACACUGAGAGGCAAACACAAAGGAGAUGUCAGCUUUGCUGGAGGAAAGGGCGAUCCGUCAGACAGAGACGUGGUGGCCACAGCGCUGCGAGAAGCCUGGGAGGAGCUGGGUGUUCAUGUGCAAACGGAGAGGGUUUGGGGUGUGAUGAAACCUCUCAGAGACAGGACAGGGAUGAUGGUUGCUCCAGUGUUGGCUAACCUCGGUCCUUUUGAGGAGUUGGCUCUCAAACCAAACCCCGAAGAGGUUGAGGACAUCUUCACCCUGUCUUUGUCCCACCUGUGUAACCCUCAGAACCGUGGUUACACAAACUUCCGCAGCGGUGAUAAGUAUGGAUACACGCUGCCUGUGUUUCAUAACGGAAAAUAUCGGGUGUGGGGCCUGACUGCAUUUGCUCUGGACCAAAGCCUCAAACUUGUUGUACAUCCAUAGAAGCACCGUCACAGACUUGAAGGUUUUCAGCGCCUGAAGUAUUAAUAAGACACAUUCAUGUAUCAAAAUCACACCAGAAAUCAAAG